AUGUCAUCUUCUAGUCCCAAGAAGCAGGCCACUAUAUCAUCCUUCUUCUCUCAGGAUACUAUUUCACCGUCACCUAUCAAUUUGAAGAAAAGAUCGAGUGCUCACAUUGACCUCACUGUCGACUCUGAUGACGACACCACUCCGGUUGCAAAGAAGCAGAACACAACGAGUACUUUCUUUUCUGAGUCCAGGAAUCGGCCAAAUAGAUGUGCAGAGGCUGGGCCGUCUAGUGGACGCUUGAAUCUGGCUCGUGUCGCUAAACAAUGGCAGUUUGAUCGUAGCUUGCAUACACAGACACAGACACCUUGCGCACCCGCAACAGAGAUGAGAAAAAACCAUGAGAGAGCUUCAAAGAUUCUUCUUGGACGAACCGACUUCUUUGCGAGGAACGUACCUGCCGAUGGGACGGUAGACAUCUCCGACGAAGUGGAAGAGGGCGGCAACGCAGAGGAUGUUCACGAGACCUCAAGUACUGACUCUGACAGCCCCUUUCGUGAAGUCAUUCAGACAUUCACAGACAAAAAAGGCAAGACAAAGAAAACAUCCCGAAAUGUAGCUAAGAAGAAAGCAGUCGAGAUAGGUCCUAGAGGCUUCCCGUAUAGUCCCUUGGAACUGCAAGUUCUGGAUCUCAAAGCCAAACACCCAGGAACCUUACUCAUGGUUGAGGUUGGCUAUAGGAUGAACUUCUUCGGUGAAGACGCAGAGAUCGUUGGAAAAGAACUGGGAUUUGUAUGCUUCCCUAGUCGGAAUUUCUCUUCAGCCGCUAUGAUUCCAGUACAUCGCCAAGAAGUACAUCUGAAGAAGCUCCUUUCCAAAGGAUAUAAGGUCGGUAUCGUAGAGCAAACAGAAACCGCGGCGUUGAAGAAGGUCGGCGACAAUCGGAAAGUGUUAUUUACUCGAAAGCUUACUCACUUGUAUACCGCCGCAACCUAUAUAGAAGAAUUGGACUCCCCGGAUGAUCUUGAGCCGGCGACAGCACCCCCUCUUAUGUGUCUGGUCGAAGAAUUAAAAGGUGGCAUGGGCGCUGACGAACGUGUGCAAAUUGGCAUGAUUGUUAUUUGCCCAAGCACAGGAGAUGUCGUAUGGGAUGAAUUCGAGGACAAUCACAUGCGUACGGAACUAGAGACUCGCAUGGUUCACUCGAAACCGUAUGAACUACUUCUACCUGAGGGCCGCUUGAGUAACCCAAGCGAAAAACUACUUGUCUACUUCACUGAACAGCCAAAUCCCCUUACUGCAGAACAUCAGAUUAGAGUAGAGCGUUUCAAACAAGAUCUGACUUAUACAGAGGCAUUUUCAUACCUGACCGACUUCUACUCUGACAAGUCGAAAUCUGCUUUCGCGUCGGACAGUUACAAUACUGGGAAGCUUAUGGCCGCCGUGACGGGCUUUCCAAAACUUGUAGUUGCCGCUCUGGCGUACACUAUCAAGUACUUGGCAAACUUUGACAUCGAAAACUGCUUGGUAGAGACAAACUUCUUUACGAAAUUUGCAGAACGAACGCACAUGCUACUAAAUGGGAACACUCUGACUAAUUUAGAAAUUUAUCGUAACGAGACGGAUUACACUACGAAAGGCUCACUUAUCUGGAUCCUCGAUCACACUUCGACGAAGUUUGGUGCAAGGAUGUUGAGAAGCUGGGUCGGCCGACCGCUGACAAACGUGAAAAUCCUCAAGGAGAGGAUUAGCGCUGUCGAAGAAAUCCUAGCGGAUGGCACGCCGAAGCUCACUCACCUCCGUGAGCUGCUCCGACGCCUUCCGGAUCUUGCCAAAGGGUUAUGUCGUAUACAAUACGGAAAAUGUACCCCUCAAGAGCUCGCCGUUCUUCUUCCCGCAUUCAGUAAGAUUGCUGCCGCAUUCCAACCGAUCAAUGGACUGCAUGACGCGCCUUUCAAGUCAAAGAUACUUAACGAAAUCGUGGCUGCUCUCCCUAACCUCAGGGAGCCUAUGAAUGAGUUAAUGGCCAGUAUCUCCCUAAAGAUGGCAAAGGAAGGCAAAAAGGAAGCCUUGUGGGCCGACCCGGACAAAUACCCUGAAAUUGACAGUAUUACCGUGUCAAUACAGAUUGUAGAGUCGGAAUUAAUGGACGAGCUGAAAAAUAUUCGCAGACGGAUCAAGAAGCCUGCUCUGAUGUACGGAACGUGGAAUGGAGAGGAGUAUCUCGUGGAGAUACGAAAAGAUGAAAACCGCGAAAUCCCUGUGACAUGGUUUCUGGUCUCCAGUACAAAGAUUAUGAGGAGAUACCACACCCCCGAAGUUAAGAAAAAGCUCGAACAUCGCGCUCGAUUAAAGGAGGCCCUUAAUAUGGAGGCUAACAAAGCCUACCUGUCCUUUCUACAGGAGAUCUCACGGAAGCAUUAUGCGGUGUUGCGCGACGCUGUUAACAAGCUAGCUGUCGCCGACUGCCUGAUGAGUCUGGCUCGCGUCGCGCUGCAGGAGGGCUAUGUGAAGCCGGAGAUCACAGCGGACGACACACUGGAGAUUGUUGAGGGACGGCACCCCAUGAUAGAAGUGCUCCGAUCCGACCCGUUCGUGCCAAACUCGGUGUACAUGGGCGGCGCGCAACCAAGGAGCAGGAUUAUCACGGGUCCGAACAUGGGCGGGAAGAGCUCUGCUGUUCGGAUGAUUGCUCUCUGUGCUAUCAUGGCGCAAAUUGGCUCGUACGUCCCGGCCCAAUCUAUGAAAAUUGGGCUUCUAGACGCCUCUGACGAGCUCGCGCGGGGUCGAUCGACGUUCAUGGUCGAGAUGCAACAGACGAGCGACAUCCUGCAGCUGGCCACGCCAAGAACGCUCGUCAUUCUCGAUGAGCUUGGCAGAGGCACUGCCACGUUUGACGGUAUGGCAAUCGCCAGCGCCGUGCUGCAGCACCUCAUUGAGAAGACUCGAUGUCGAACCUUGUUCAUCACUCAUUACCCUCGGCUCGCCACGGACUUGGAGCGCAGGUUCCCUCUGGACGUCGGGAACCUGCACAUGGGCUUCGCUGAGGACACGCGGAUCGACGGAACGCGCGAAGUGACGUUUUUGUACACGCUGACCCACGGCCUGACGGAGGAGUCGUUCGGAGUGGAGUGCGGACGCCUCGCUGGCCUGCCGGAACAGCUGCUUCAAGUGGCGUCGGAGAGGGCGCAGGUUCUGCGGGCUGCUAUCACGCGGCGUGUGAGGCAGAACAGAUUCCGCAAACUCACCAGGCUACUCUCUGAGUGUAUCAACAACUCAACGGGGGCUGCUAGACCUGUUGAAGAGCUCAGAGAGUAUGUUGCACAGAUUUGA
This is a messenger RNA of Fibroporia radiculosa, 3270 nucleotides long. RefSeq lists its product as uncharacterized. Gene Ontology annotation, biological process: mismatch repair; mitotic recombination. Lineage: Eukaryota; Fungi; Basidiomycota; Agaricomycetes; Polyporales; Fibroporiaceae. Bases 1 to 3270 code for a protein of 1089 amino acids. The record is from RefSeq and is a predicted model, not a curated record. Gene Ontology annotation, cellular component: nucleus. Gene Ontology annotation, molecular function: ATP binding; ATP-dependent DNA damage sensor activity; mismatched DNA binding. The transcript has 20 exons.